This is a messenger RNA of Diachasmimorpha longicaudata, 1851 nucleotides long. Its product is annotated as protein phosphatase PTC7 homolog. The transcript is spliced from 5 exons. Gene Ontology annotation, cellular component: mitochondrion. Lineage: Eukaryota; Metazoa; Arthropoda; Insecta; Hymenoptera; Braconidae. Gene Ontology annotation, biological process: protein dephosphorylation. Gene Ontology annotation, molecular function: protein serine/threonine phosphatase activity. The record is from RefSeq and is a predicted model, not a curated record. The coding region runs from base 533 to 1345 and encodes 270 amino acids.
UAAUUUGGACAAGAUGACGUUUGUUUUGAAACAUGUCUUGCCUUUUUUUGUUAGGGAGAACCUGUGAAAUUUAUUGACUGAGUUCUCUUGUGAAGUUACUUAGUCUGACAAUACUUUAAUAUUCAACAAUAUAUGAUAACAAGGGGCACCCGGAUUCAAUAAUGACGUGAGAAAUGCUAUUCUGUUAAUUUUCUCAAAGACGAGUGAAUUUCCUGAAGUUCAAAUAUAAUAAUUUAUCGGUUCUUCUCGUUUGGAAUCAAUUCUAUUAAUCAUCGUGAAUCUCUCAUGGAUCUUGUGUUUGUUUUAAGGCCCUUAAUGUUAACCACUUGACAGAUUCUGCACUUUGGACCGCGCAGUGGAAACACUAGUGACUUCAGAGUGGAGGGAGAUUGGUGAAUUAUUGACCUAGUAUUUUUUUUUCGUUUAAAAAAUUAGGUGACAUAACACAUGGCACGAGUUUAAGUAAAUAGGCAUUUUGCCAGGAACAGUCAGUACCUCGGGACCUGAGAGAGGCUAAUUUUACAUUCGGUGAAUGCGAUCGAGAUAUAUUCAUGUGUUACAUUGUCUCAGUUGGUAUUUUAUUGAUCUUAUUGAGGUGCCUGAAUGUUUUCGCGUUUUACUACAUACUCGCUUAUGUAAUGCAACUGAAGGCUCGAAAGGCGUUGCUGAUGGCGUUGGCGGAUGGAGACACUAUGGCAUUGAUCCAGGCGAAUUUUCAAGCUUCUUAAUGAGAACCUGCGAACGUCUGGUCUCGAUGGGUCGCUUUGUACCAUCACAACCAGCUGGGUUAUUAGCACGAAGUUACUACGAACUGUUAGAGAAUAAGCAACCAAUUUUAGGCAGCAGCACGGCUUGUGUAAUCGUGUUGAACAAAGAAACCAGCAGCAUUUAUGCUGCAAAUAUUGGUGACAGUGGAUUUGUUAUUGUAAGAAAAGGAGAAGUUGUUCAUCGUUCCUCCGAGCAACAGCAUUAUUUCAAUACUCCUUUUCAACUUUCUUUGCCACCACCAGGACACUCGGGACAUGUUUUAAGUGACAGUCCUGAAUCUGCUGAUACCUCGAGCUUUGGCGUUGAGGAUGGUGAUGUGAUACUGCUUGCAACUGAUGGUGUUUUUGAUAAUGUUCCUGAUCAGUUACUAGUCACGGAGAUGAGAAAAGUUGAGGGCGAGAGAGAUCCAACAAAAAUCCAAGGGGUGGCUAAUACGAUUGCUUGGAUGGCACGUAGUCUGGCUUUUGAUGGAGCCUUCAUGUCACCAUUUGCACAGAGUGCUAGAGAAAAUGGGAUUGAUGCUAUUGGUGGAAAACCAGAUGACAUCACGGUGCUCCUAGCCACAGUGGCCAUUUAAUAAGCUUGGAAGCCUGUACAAUAGAUAAUUAUCCGUUAAUUAUUAUUUCCCCGCCUUCACAGCCAUUCAUCAUUGUAUUAUACUUCAUUGUUCAUUUCAUACAUCAACUGGAAUAAAUAUUUUUUUCUUUCGCGGCGAUCUAGUUCUGAUCAACAUGCAAAAGAUCUGAAACUGUAAAAAAUUCUCUCAAGAUGAAAACUUUGAAUGAAAUUUAACAAACUCUCAUCCCCAUCGUUGAGACAUUCAUUUUCAUCAAUUUCUUUUUGUAUAUUUUUUGGUUGUUGUGUAUAAAAUUUUGUGUUCAGUUUAUUUAUACAUUUUAUCUUUUUUUGUCUUGAUCAAAACUAGUAACUGGAGUAGUUAAUAAAAGCUAAAAGUGUAUACUUUGAUUUGUGUAAAAAUGAAACCAGUGAAAAUUUGUUUUUAUUCUCGUGUGCGAAAUUUCUGUAAUUUGUAAUAUUUUUAUCACGAGGAAAAAAUUGAAAAAAUUACUUGAGAAAAUUUCA